Molecule: messenger RNA, 639 nt
Organism: Spodoptera exigua (beet armyworm)
Lineage: Eukaryota; Metazoa; Arthropoda; Insecta; Lepidoptera; Noctuidae
Source: the annotation of a GenBank genome assembly
AUGCCUGAGAAAGAGAAAGAGAAAGAGAAAGAGAAAGAGAAAGAGAAAGAGAAAGAGAAAGAGAAAGAGAAAGAGAAAGAGAAAGAGAAAGAGAAAGAGAAAGAGAAAGAGAAAGAGAAAGAGAAAGAGAAAGAGAAAGAGAAAGAGAAAGAGAAAGAGAAAGAGAAAGAGAAAGAGAAAGAGAAAGAGAAAGAGAAAGAGAAAGAGAAAGAGAAAGAGAAAGAGAAAGAGAAAGAGAAAGAGAAAGAGAAAGAGAAAGAGAAAGAGAAAGAGAAAGAGAAAGAGAAAGAGAAAGAGAAAGAGAAAGAGAAAGAGAAAGAGAAAGAGAAAGAGAAAGAGAAAGAGAAAGUAGUGGAGAGUGAGAGUGAGAGUGAGAGUGAGAGCGAGAUCGAGAGUGAGAGUGAGACUGAGACUGAGACUGAGACUGAGACUGAGACUGAGACUGAGACUGAGACUGAGACUGAGACUGAGACUGAGACUGAGACUGACAGUGACAGUGAGAGUGAGAGUGAUAGUGAGACGGAGACGGAGAGUGAGAGUGAGAGUGAGAGUGAGAGUGAGAGUGAGAGUGAGAGUGAGAGUGAGAGUGAGAGUGAGAGUGAGAGUGAGAGUGAGAGUGAGAGUGAGAGUGGGAGCUAA